AUUAAAGGAAAAAUGCGGUCAGCCAUUGACUUGCUUCGACGCCUCCAAUUCUCUUAUAGCCCAUUCUAUUGAUUGAACAGAGUCGCACAUAAAUCCAAGCUGGUGGAAGGGCAUUUGAGCACGAGGAAUAGGAUAAAGCACAAGAGUAUUUUAUGGCGGCUUCGAAGCUCCAAGCAUUCUGGAACCAUCCUGCUGGCCCUAAAACCAUUCACUUCUGGGCACCAACCUUUAAGUGGGGUAUCAGUAUAGCCAAUAUUGCUGACUUCUCUAAGCCACCAGAAAAACUUUCAUAUCCUCAGCAAAUAGCUGUUACAGCCACUGGAAUUAUCUGGUCACGUUACAGCACUGUGAUCACACCGAAGAACUGGAACCUUUUUAGCGUCAAUGUUGCAAUGGCAGGAACUGGCAUCUACCAAUUGACAAGAAAAAUACAGCACGAUUAUUUCUCCAAGGAGGAAGUGGCUGCCGUCGAAGAAUGAGACCAAAUAUUACAUUAUUUGCCUCAGUGAUCACCUGAAUUUCCCUUACAUCCAUGUGUUGCCCCCCUCCAAAUCUUACCUAACAAAAGCUCCAUGAAUUUCUUUUGAAUUUCUUUUUUUUUUAUUACGAAUCAAUUCUUAUCCUUUAUUUUACUACCUUUAUUUUACUUUUGUAGCUAUGAAACUAAGCUUGAAACUGUUUCGAAAAAUAAACGAGAUCCUGAUUUACGCAACA
Messenger RNA from Cucurbita moschata (crookneck pumpkin), 714 nucleotides. Its product is annotated as mitochondrial pyruvate carrier 4-like. NCBI's taxonomy places the organism in Eukaryota, Viridiplantae, Streptophyta, Magnoliopsida, Cucurbitales, Cucurbitaceae. Bases 153 to 479 code for a protein of 108 amino acids. The transcript has 5 exons. Gene Ontology annotation, biological process: pyruvate import into mitochondria. Gene Ontology annotation, cellular component: mitochondrial inner membrane. The record is from RefSeq and is a predicted model, not a curated record.